GGUUCGUGAUCGUCGACAGAUGGACAGUGACAGCGACUUCGAAGAAGAAACAACUGUCCUGGAUGAGGUCCAGUUGGAUGUGUCAUUGGAUGUUCCACAGCUGCCAGUCCUUGAUGUCCAGAAUGCUGCUAUCAUCCUUGAGGAUGUGCCAGAUGUGCAGACCAUCUUUGAGGAGGCCACUGGCAAUUGGCAGUUGAUUCUGAUUAGGUUCAGCCCCCUGUACUGUGGGCCUGUUGUGAUCAAGCAGGUGGUGGUGAGGAUGCACCACUCCAGAGGGCAUCCCUACUGUGCCACCAAAGUGCAGUCCAUCACUUGGAUCCAGCGUGUGGCUGGCAGGGUGACCCACUAUGCGUCUCACCUCCGCCACGAGACGUCUGUGGACGUGACGCUUGGCUGCUACCAGCAGACUGAUGUCUCAGUGGUGUACACCACUCUCCACAUGGGGCUGGACGGGCUUCUCUCCUCUUCAGCGUGGUCGGAGGCUGCCUCCUUCUCUACGCCCACCACUCAGCACUUCACUGACCCAGAGCCUGAGGGCCACAACUGCUAUGAGGGCUGGGAGGAGGACCUGCUUCCUGAGGAGAGGGAGGUUCCUCUGCUAAACCUCUACCUUACCACCAAGAGAGUGGAGGACAUCGCCCUGAGGCUCGUCUCCCUGCGCCAGGCCUUCACUACCCUGCUUGGUUCCACCGUGAGCAGGAACCAUCUCUUUGUGGCGGGAAAGGUCCUCCUGGGCGCACUGGUUCAGGCCAACCACAUGGACGAGGCCAAGUUCAUAAGUACCUACAACGACUUUGUGGACUACCUGAGUGACCCCUCCAAGUGGAAUGACAUUGAGAGGAGCUGGCUGAGGCAAAGAUCCAUCAUGUGAACAUGAUAGAUGUCCUCUUUGAGCUGGUGCUGUUUGGGAUGAUGACAGCUCAGAAGUCCCUGAUGGUGCAUCCUGGUGGGUUCGUGGAGCGUCUGUACGCUCUCCUGUACUCCUUCCUGCCCACUGCUGCCAACAUGGAGCCAGAGGCUGACAGAUACCUGCUGCAGCUCAGUGAUUUUUGUGACACUUUGCCACCCAACAGGGAUCUAGACACCAAUGCACUACAUUACUUUGCACUGAUUUUUACAUUUUUAAAUAAAAUAAGUUGUAGUUCAAAAACA
This is a messenger RNA of Oncorhynchus gorbuscha (pink salmon), 1152 nucleotides long. RefSeq lists its product as uncharacterized. NCBI's taxonomy places the organism in Eukaryota, Metazoa, Chordata, Actinopteri, Salmoniformes, Salmonidae. Gene Ontology annotation, biological process: mitochondrial fusion. The record is from RefSeq and is a predicted model, not a curated record. The annotation marks the transcript as partial. The transcript is spliced from 14 exons.